AUGGUGUUCAAUAGCGAAGCUAUCUUAAGGGCUCUUAGACCAGUAACUAUACGCCAGAUGCUGGACGCGAAACAGCUUCAUUCCCUGGCUCAUUUCACGAUUGAUGGGUACGAAAUCGACACAAUUACUACAGUUGCUCAUGUCCUGGAAGUUGAAAUACACGAUUCGUACGUUGACUACCAUCUUGAGGACGGCGGGACCUCUCCAGGCCAAAUUACUGCUCGUCACUUCCACGAGGAGAACCAAGUUCCGAUCGACGCCGAUGAAGGCUUGCCAUAUGCACGAAUUAUUGGUCAACUGGAGUCGAGAUUUGAAAACAAUUGCGUCAAGGUCAAGCAUAUACGCAAAGUAAUUGACCCGCAUGAAGUAUACUUCCACUUUCUCGAAGCACUGGUCGCCACGCGGUAUUUGGAAAUUGGCCCACCUCCUCCAAUAGAAGUACGACAUUUGGGCGAUGGCGCUUCUGUCCUAGAACAAGAGUUAAUAACGGAAUCAUCCUCACCGCCCUCUGUAGCCCCACUGACCCAGGAUGUUGAUCUGGCACAAGGGGUGAAUGACAUGGAUAUAGAUGACUCUGAUCAUGACGACGGAGAGCGUGCCGGUGAUUGCAGUAAUCCGAGCAUAAGGAAUGACGACUUGGUGCAUCUCACUGCUUUGCAGCGUGGCAUCAUUGAACAGAUACGGAAAUAUGAACAAUCGCCAGACGGAGCCGGUGUCAGAGCCAUUGCUAGAGGUGUUAGACAUCUCAAUGUCACUGCUCAAGAAGUCGAACAAGCAUUUGAUUUACUCACUGACAAAGCAUACAUUGUCACCACCAUUGAUCUUUCACAUUACAAGCUCACGAAGAAAAGCGCAGCUUCCACUGACCCAUGA
This is a messenger RNA of Sparassis crispa, 873 nucleotides long. RefSeq lists its product with no specific name. The record is from RefSeq and is a predicted model, not a curated record. The transcript has 6 exons. Lineage: Eukaryota; Fungi; Basidiomycota; Agaricomycetes; Polyporales; Sparassidaceae. Gene Ontology annotation, cellular component: site of double-strand break; DNA replication factor A complex; chromosome, telomeric region. Bases 1 to 873 code for a protein of 290 amino acids. Gene Ontology annotation, biological process: DNA replication; double-strand break repair via homologous recombination; nucleotide-excision repair.